CAGUGAAUCAUGAAUAGCAGCCAACCAACGCACCACUUUAAAGUUGGUCAAACCGUACAAAUAGCUGGCAAACAUUUAGAGGGCCGUAUUGCUUUCAUAGGUACAACGAAUUUCGCCCCCGGCAAAUGGAUUGGUGUCAUACUCAACGAGGAACGUGGCAAAAAUAAUGGCACCGUCAAGGGUACAUUUUACUUCAAGUGUCCGGCCAACUAUGGCAUCUUUGUAAGACCCACUCAGUUGAUAAUGAAAAAAGCCAAUGUUAUAGAGGAAACACACCACAGCAUGGAGACGUCAGUGAAAACAACCAAGGAAACACCCAAGAAAACGGCGGCAGCUGUCACGAAAUUAACGGACAGUAAUAAUUUGAAGAAGGUGCCCAAACAGCCCACUUCUACCAAUCUACUCAAGACUACCAAGAUUAAUCAACCCAAAGAGGUGACGCCUUUGCAGCCCAGCACCAGUCAAGUGUCGUUGGUGCAAACGGUGGUACCGGGACCAUGUCGCACCUUAAGGCCCCCACCCGCCUUAAUUCCCAAACGCAGCAAAACCUCCAUGAGUCCGUCGGAGACAUUUUGUUGUGCCAAACGUAGCUCUUUUGUGGAAACCGGUUUUCUAGAGAUUUUAAGACCCCAAUUUACACCGGGACAACCCUUAAGGUCGCCUACCUUUAGCACCAUGAUGUUAAAUUCUAGCUCCAGUAAUUUACAGGAUCUGAAGCAGCAAAACAGACACUUGGAGGCCAGAAUCGUGGAGUUGAAUAAGGAAAUUGAGGUAUUAAAAUCUCAAAAAACCGAGGAUAUAAGAAAACUGCAAGACAUGGAACGUUUGCGUUUACAAAAUGAACAAUUAGUGGAAUUCAAGGUGCGCAUCAUGGACCAACAAACCAACUUGCAACGAGAACUGCAGCGCCUAAGGCAGGAGCUAAGAGAAUUACACGAAGCCAAGGGCCAAUACCAAAGAGAACUAGAUGAGGCGGCUGAAAAUAUAGAACUGCUUACCUUGGAUAAAGAAAUGGCCGAGGAGAAGGCCGAAACUUUGCAGUUGGAACUGGAAAUUGCUCAAGAACAAAAUGAGGAAUUGGCUUUGGAUGUGGAGAUAUUAAAGGCCGAAAAUGAGCGCAUGCUAUUGGGCAACGACAACAAUACCAUUAAUAAGGAGGAAAUCAAUAAUUCAGUGGGUGAGCUUAGGAAAUUGGAGCAAUAUAAUCAACGACUAAGAGAGACGGUCAUCAAGCUAAGAGAUGUAUUAACUUUGGAGAAACAGCAGUCCUUAAAGGCCAUGAAAGAGCUGGAAACUAAUAGUUCAGAAAUAUUGGAAUUAAGAAAAACCAAAGAGUUAUUAACCCAACGUUGUGAUGUUAUGGAGACUCAUAUAAUAGAUCUAAGAGAGCAGGUGGAUGCUGCCUUAGGAGCUGAAACUAUGGUGUCCAAUUUGGCCAAUGCCAAGCUGGAAUUAGAGGAGAGGGUGCGUUUGUUGGAAGAAGAGGUUAAUGAGCUAGAAGCUUUAGAGGAGAUACAUGAGCAGUUGAUAGAAAGUAAUCAGGAUUUGGAAAGAGAUCUCAGGGAAGAAAUAGAAAUGCUUAAUACCAAUAUAAGAACUUUGCAGCAGGAGAAAGAUACAGCCUUGGAGACGGUAUACGAAAGAGACUGCACCAUAAUGAAAUUUAGAGCUUUGGUUAAGACACUCAAUGAAAGAGAGCAAAUCAGAGAACAGGUUAAUCUAACCACACAAGCUUCCACAACAGCCACGGUAUCCACAUCGGAAGAGCUGAACAGUAUCUCCUCCAAUCCAGAAUUUAUGCCGGGAGUAGAUUUCCAACAGGUCUUUGCCUCCACCAAAGCCUAUGGCAGAGCUUUGGAGUUGCAGCUCUCCUCUGUGGAUCUGAAAAUGUUCCAGCUACAAAUCGAGUAUUUGAAAGCCUUUUUACCCGAAGAAUUAUUGCUGAGAGGAGCCGCCUAUGAUGUCAUACUCAUUUUAAUUAUUUUGCAAAGAUGCAUGGAGAAAAUCGAUAUUAUAUGUUCGGGUAUACACGAAAAGUUUCCAGCAUCUUGUGAGUUUGGCAGAGAUGCCAUAUUUGAGGGUUAUUCCGUGCAUCGUUUUGCUUUUAGAACCAGAUGCUUGUAUCUGUUGCGUUCGCUUAAAAUGAUUUUGCUGCAAUUGGAAUUUGCUUUGAAUCACUGUGACUAUGAAAUCUGCACACAUGCCGCCAUUUAUAGGGGCGAAAUGGAGAGCCAAGAAAGGCAUUUGGAUGAAUUAUUGAAAUUGCUCAAGAAGGGUCUAUUGGAUGAGAAUUCCCCUGUGGAGGGUUUGGAGAGAGCGGCCAGCUUUUUUAAUACUUUGUUAAAUAAUCUAUUUGCUUCCCAAAAUCUAGGUGAACUGCUGGACGAACAAAAGCUGUAUGUAAGUCUGAUAGAGGUCUAUGAUGUGGCCUUGGAUUGUGUUAAUACUCAUGCAGGUCUAUUGUAUACCAUAAUACAGCUGGGUGAUGAGCAGACCGAUUCAUUUUGCAGCAUGCAAUUUCUUAUGGAACAUGCACGCUCCUUUAAAAUGCAAUUGAAACAGCUGCAGCGCAAGUUGCCCACCAAAUCGGUUAGCUAUAGCACUCUGCAGUGGCCUCAGCUGCAAAGAUUGCACGAACGCAAUGAUCACUUGGGUAAACUAAUAGAAUUGUUAAGUUCCACAGCCCGAGAAGCCACCAAGGACAUAGCCAAUUCCUCUAAAACCGAUAAUACCAAUGAAAUAGCCAUUGAUCAUGAACGUUUGUGGCGCAUUGUGAAUUUGAAUUGCAACAAAUUGGCCCCGGAGGCUUUUCAACGUUCUCCGGUGGAAUUUUUCCACAAUUCCAUUUUGAUAUUGCAGGAACAAUUGGAUGAAUUCCAGCAAUUUAUUAAGGACAGUGAAAAGGCUUUAACCAUUAAUCUCAACACUUUGUAUGUGCGCUCCAAUGAGAUAACCAUUCUACAGCAGGCCGGCGAAAUGAAAAAGCACUACGAUGAAACCAAACAUUUGCAGCAUCAGCUAAGCGAAAAGGAUAAAGAAAUCAAAUCCCUUAAAUACAUGGCCAAACUGAAACAAAAUGACUUUUCCGAACUGCAAAUACGCAAGGAUAUGGCCGAAAAGAAUCUACAAAAGCAGCAGCAAGACCAAGAGCAAUUAUUACAGUUGGUUUCACAAAAAAUGGAAGAUUUGCUGGAGGGUCUGCAGCAGCAACAAAUCAAAUUCCUAACUUCUCUGCAAAACAACAACGACAAACUACAGCUGCUAGAGAAAGCCCAAGAAAAUCUAAAACUUUGCUUGGCUUCCAAUUCCCAAACGCUGACCUCUUGCUCCCAUGAGGCCCUAAAAGAAAUCGAAAGUCUUACACAAUGCAUACGCUAUCACCGCCAGGAGAACGUAACGCUACAAUCAAAAUACUUAAAAACCGAGUUUCUCAAACUAGAUCCUCUGCAUGUGCCCCAAAGGGCCGCAACUCAAAAUCAAACAGAAAUCAAACAACUUAGCGAAGAUCUCAACCAUUUGAAAAAGUCUUGGCUUAUGGGCUUUAUAGCUAUGCCACAAACACGCGCUAAAACCCAGGUUCAACGCGAAACGCAACAGCUGUCAGAACAUAUCUUGGCCAUGUAUUACAAAACACAUCCACAUCGUAGGGUCCUGACAGAAUUUGGACAAUUUCGCACACCCGAAGUUAAGGAAUUAAUGGAAUAG
This is a messenger RNA of Calliphora vicina (urban bluebottle blowfly), 3705 nucleotides long. It is a transcript of the gene Dred, whose product is annotated as Dctn1-related. NCBI's taxonomy places the organism in Eukaryota, Metazoa, Arthropoda, Insecta, Diptera, Calliphoridae. The coding region runs from base 10 to 3705 and encodes 1231 amino acids. The record is from RefSeq and is a predicted model, not a curated record. The transcript has a single exon. Gene Ontology annotation, biological process: cytoplasmic microtubule organization; establishment of mitotic spindle orientation; nuclear migration. Gene Ontology annotation, cellular component: cytoplasm; spindle pole; microtubule plus-end. Gene Ontology annotation, molecular function: microtubule plus-end binding.